AUGACACUUUUCACUUGUCGAAAGUCAUCAGUACUACCUUUUUUGUUUUUCCUUGCCUGUACUUCAGCUUUUGCCCAUGAAUUCUCGAUCGUUGGAUACACCCCUGAGGAUUUGACAUGCAUUGACAAGGUCAUUAACCUCUUUGAAUCAUGGGUCUCCAAAGACGGAAAGUUUUAUAAGACUAUUGAAGAGAAGUUGUAUAGGUUCGAUAUCUUUAAGGACAACUUGAAGCAUAUUAACGAAACUAAUAAAAAAGUUAGCAACUACGGGCAUGGGCUUAAUGAGUUUGCAGACUUGAUUCACCAAGAAUUCAAGAACAUGUUCUUGGGGCUCAAGGGUAAGUUGCUAGAGAGAAGAGAACAGACACAUGAAGAGUUCACCUAUAAAGAUUAUGGAUCUCCCAAGUCCGUGGAUUGGAGAAAGAAAGGUGUUGUUACACCCGUCAAGAACCAAGGUUCAUGCGGUAGUUGUUGGGCGUUUUCAACCGUAGCUCUAGUGGAGGGAAUAAACCAAAUUGUGACUGGGAAUUUGACAGCAUUGUCGGAAUAGGAGUUAAUCGAUUGUGAUACAAGCUUUAAUAAUGGCUUAAAGGGAGGGUUGAUGGACCAUGCCUUCUCCUUCAUUGUCAAAAAUGACGGGCUUCAUAAGGAAGAAGAGUACCCCUAUAUCAUGAGUGAAGGCACUUGUGACCAAAACAAGGAUGUAUCAUCAGAGGUAGUGACGAUAAGUGGAUAUCAUGAUGUACCUCAAAACAAUGAAGAUAGCUUCUUGAAAGCACUAGCAAACUAGCCAAUUAGUGUUGCAAUUGAUGCUUCAGGUCGCGACUUUCAGUUUUACAGCGGGGCUUUCAAUCUCCAUGUUAAAGCCAAUGAACUCAAACAAAACGAGAAAUCUCUUGAAGAUUUCUGGAUCGCUUUGCAAGGUGUUUUGGGCGAGAUCGAUCGAAUCGAUCCAAACCCUAUGAAGUGCCAUGAUGAUAUCAAGAUCUAUGCCAAAACCAGAUCCGAUCAAAAACUAUUUCAGUUUUUGAAUGUCUUAGAUCGAAAGUUUGAGUCAAGCAAACGAGAAAUACUUCGGAUUGAUCCGCUACCAACCGCAGAAUCCGCGUGUGCCACGGUUCGAAGGGAGGCCGCUCACCAGAAUAUUCUGGGGGCAACCUCGAACGAAGCACAAGGAGUUACUGCCGGCUUAAUCGCCAGAAACAAUGGCAGCGACAGCAGCCUAGCAACCAAAGGGUUUCGUCAUGAAGAAAUAAAAAAGAAGCAACCUUUCCAAUAUAAUAAGUCUCAUCUUAUAUGUGAUGAGUGUGGUAUGGAAAGACAUACCAAAGAACAGUGUUUCCGUCUUGUAGGAUAUCCGGCAUAG
Erigeron canadensis is the source of this 1365-nucleotide messenger RNA. RefSeq names its product cysteine protease XCP2. Gene Ontology annotation, molecular function: cysteine-type endopeptidase activity. Gene Ontology annotation, cellular component: lysosome. The record is from RefSeq and is a predicted model, not a curated record. Lineage: Eukaryota; Viridiplantae; Streptophyta; Magnoliopsida; Asterales; Asteraceae.